UUGAGCGCACAGUGAAGCGCUCGGCUGUUCGUGUGGUGUCAGCGCUGCUCAGUCCACUAUGCCGCGGGUCCGGCGUGUCAGCUGGAAUGAAGCCGUGUGAUGCGUCGCACCGGACGGGCUCCCUGACGCUCCGCACUUUCUCUUCUUUGUCCCUGCAGAAGAUGGUGUCUGGCGGCUAAUUCCAACUUCGGACUCCUUGGUGUGUGUGUGUGUGUGUUUUUUUCUUCUCCUCGGCGAAGCGCACUGAAAUCAGUUGGGGUCCCGAGAUGACGGAAGUAGAGCCAGUGUUGGACUUUGCCUCCUCGGGUCGCUCGGGAAGGCGAAACGCCCUGCCUGACAUCCUGGGCUCUCCGGCAGGUGUAAACCCCGGGGACCUGCCUCUUAAACUAGCUGAGCUGUCCCUCAAAGAUGGUCCAGGAGGGGCCCAGUCACCCACGGCGGAGGAGCCUCCACCGCCGCCGGAGAGCUCAGAGGGGAAAGAGGGAUCGUAGGGACUCGUUUAUUUACCACCCUGGAGACCUGCAGAGAUAACCUGAGAGACGGGAUGAGGAGCGAGAUAGAGGGCGACCUGUGGGAGAACGUGUGACGAUCUGUGGAGAGUCAGUCUGUUUGCGGAGCAGCUGAGCCACGGAGGGAGAGUGACGGUCCGACUCCCCAAGGACUGAAGCCAGGAGUGUGGGACUUUUUUGGAACUGAGCACUAUCCGAAAAGAGUCAGACGUUACUUAAUUAUGAACCACUGAGUGUGUGUGUGUGCGUGUGUGUGUGUGAGAGUUACUCGCUCACUGUGGACACUACACCAAGAAUCAAAGGGACCAUGACAGAUUGUAUACUGUACACUACUAUUUUUCUAUGAUUUAUUUAAAACUAAAGAAAAACAGGAAUUCAUAAGUCAAACUGUAAUAUGAACCACUUCCUCGCAUUUCCUGCUGAUUUUGGUUUUAUAGUGAUGUGUGUCAUUUUACACUGACAUUAGCAGGAGGGGGUCUCACAGCAGCCUGCUGUGGCUCAAAGCUCUUUUGGAUGUAAAAUGGUACAUUUGACAUAAGGAAACAGUAGAUCUAAGAAAGCUGGGAUCUCUUUGUGUCGUCUGGCUCACCUACGCUUUUAUACUAAAUGUGUAUUAUCUGCUAUAUGUUCUCCGAUCCGAGGUCCUUGCACAGUAUAUCUGCAUUGUAAAUGUACAGUUUUUACCCCUCUUCCCCAAACGGUUUUGAUCCUAGCCACAACAACCAGGGAUUUGAUUCAUUUUAUUUAGGCGUCCAUCAGAUGCAAGACGAUAACGUGGAAGAGCCGUCUAUAUCUCGAGACAUUCCUGUAGAGAAUAUAAUCCCACUGCCAACAAGGUACACACUGCUUCAUUAUAUUACUGAAAAGAAAAGACUGUGAUGUCCUUUUGUUUUGUGCUCAAGGCUGCUUUAAAAAAAGUCUCCUCAUUUUCCAAACCUCUGAAAAUGUGUCUAGUGGCAGUUUACAGCUGAAAACGUGCAUUGUGUUCUCUCUCUGUGAAGUACUGUUAUCCAUUCCUUUUGGGCUAUUGAUAUUUCCUCAGUUUUAAUAGGAGGUAUCAUAACACAUCUUUACUGCUAGAACUGUAAACGAAAGAGAAAAAAAAAACACUUUUCUAGUAUUUUGCAAACCUAUAAGUGUUCGGUUUUGUGUAAAAAAAACAGGGCUUUUUUUUUCUUUUUCUUUUUUGCUGCGUGAGGCUCCUCACACGUGCUUCUUACAAUGUCAACAGCAUAUGCCCGCUGCCUGGGUAUGGGGAGCAAGCAUCAAACAACGCCACCGCCACAGUGUGUUUCCAGUGCCGAAAAUGGCAGCACACUCGCCUUGUGCCUCUCUGGAGUCUGUUCGCACUCAUCAACACAUAAGUAGAGCUGUGAAUAGGAUGCAAGACGGAGAGAGCGAGAAACACAGCGAGAGUCCACACUUUGUCAGCGAUCAACUCAACUGCUACUGUAUAUAUACUGUGUUGUAGUAUAAUCCAUGUGUCAUACAUGCUACCUGUAUGAUUACCAGACUUUAUUCACAUACUGUACCCACAUAGAAAUGAUGUUCUGUAAUUGUUUUCUAUUUGAAGACUCGUUGCUGGUGGAUGUGUCUUUAUGUGGAUGUGUUUCACAGAUACAACAGGGAAAGCCUGGUGUGUGCUGCUGCCCAGCCUGUGUUUUGGAUGCUGCAUACUACUGAAGCUAAUGAGGAAGUGUUGGUCUAUCUGAAGCUGUAGGAUCAAUGCAUUUGGUGGUGGGGGAGGGAUGGUGGUUAAUCUGAGGUGUGUUUUGUAGUGUCCUGAUCUCUAAGUGGUGCAUAUAUUUUACUUAGCUGGAUUGAAUCCCUUAUGUUGAUUCUAUCUGGUGGUGAAAAUUGCCAU
Molecule: messenger RNA, 2373 nt
Organism: Toxotes jaculatrix (banded archerfish)
Lineage: Eukaryota; Metazoa; Chordata; Actinopteri; Toxotidae
Gene: pkib
Product: protein kinase (cAMP-dependent, catalytic) inhibitor beta
Exons: 3
Coding region: 267-491 (74 amino acids)
Biological process (GO): negative regulation of cAMP-dependent protein kinase activity
Cellular component (GO): nucleus; cytoplasm
Molecular function (GO): cAMP-dependent protein kinase inhibitor activity
Source: RefSeq, a predicted model, not a curated record